AUGGACCCGUUGUCUCUGGUAGCGGAACACUGCGCGGACUGUGGACACACUUUCGCCUUCCAGAACGCCAAAAUUAUGAGUCGAGGCAAUGACCGCGUAGCCAGGGAAACGAUCGAGGCCUGGCACACGGAGACAACCUCAAUAGACCGUUGUGUCGCCCUUCCCGAAGCCUACCAAGCCCGCCGGACGCAGCUCAACGAACGAAGGAGCAAGCGCGAAGUUAGGCCAGACAUAAAUCCAAACACGGGAGAGCCUACGACGGACCUGCACGUAGCCACAACGCAAAUCGGGCCCGACGAAGGCGCAGUCAUCAAUACUGUUGUCUCAACCACUACUCCGGAAGACUGGGAGAAACGAGGUCAGAGGGAUGCAAUCGAGACUAGCAACCCAGGACGCCAACUAAGGUCAACGCGAAAGUGGGCGAUGGCCACCAACGUUCAAAUGCCGAGCCCCGACGAGAGACAGGCCAUUUGA
Messenger RNA from Spirometra erinaceieuropaei, 474 nucleotides. Lineage: Eukaryota; Metazoa; Platyhelminthes; Cestoda; Diphyllobothriidea; Diphyllobothriidae. The record is from the annotation of a GenBank genome assembly.